Messenger RNA from Chrysochloris asiatica (Cape golden mole), 1041 nucleotides. It is a transcript of the gene HSH2D, whose product is annotated as hematopoietic SH2 domain containing. The record is from RefSeq and is a predicted model, not a curated record. Lineage: Eukaryota; Metazoa; Chordata; Mammalia; Afrosoricida; Chrysochloridae. The transcript has 5 exons. Bases 1 to 1041 code for a protein of 346 amino acids. Gene Ontology annotation, cellular component: cytoplasm.
AUGACAGAAGACAGGAAUCUGUCCCUUCUGGUGCCCCCACGGCUGGACUGGUUCGUGCACACUCAGGUGGGCCAGCUGGCCCAAGACGGGGUCCCCACAUGGUUCCACGGUGCCAUCUCCAGAGAGGCCGCUGAGAACUUACUGAAGCCACAGCCACCAGGAUCCUUUCUCAUCAGGGUCAGCCACAGUCACGUGGGCUACACACUGUCCUACAAGGCCCAAGACAGCUACCGCCACUUCAUGGUGAAGCUUCUAGACGACGGAAGUUUUGUGAUCCCUGGAACGAGGGCAGCCCACACCUCACUGGACGCCCUGGUCACCUUCCACCAACAGGAGCCCAUGCAGCCAUAUGGGGAGCUGCUGACCCAGCCCUGUGGGCAGGAGGAUCCAGAAAACGUGGACUAUGAGGAUCUCUUCCUUUUCUCCAACACACUGGCUGAGGAAGUCGCCAUUCCAGCCCAUGGCCGGAAAGAGGACGCCUUCCCCAAACAGGGCCUGCUCUACUGGCCAAAGAAAAGGACGUCUUCGGCAGAGGUGGACAGAGUGCCCUCUGGGAAUGCUGGCGUCUCCUGCCCCACAAAAGCUUCUCUGGGGGGCACCCGACAAAAACUCUGGAAGAGCCUCAAGACACUCCCUCAAGCCGGCAGGAAGGUCCAGCAACAGCUGAAAUCUCAUCUCACAGCCAUGAGCUUGCCAUUGCUCUGGAAUUCCAGGUGGUCCUCCGCACCCCACAGCUCGGGGGCCAGGGCAAGCAACUGUGAGAAUACUGCAAACUGGGAGGACAGCAUCUGUACUGCGCCCUUUGAGGGGGCCCAGGGACUCCACUGCUCCCCCAGAGACAGAAAUGCCCUUUCCAGGGAACCCCUGAGGUCAGUGAGUUGGAGCGGAGUUUCCCCGGGAGACAGGAGUCUGCACUCAGCAGUAGUGAGGUCUCCCUCACUGCAGGUGUCUGAGCAGGAGAUGAGGAACUUGACAGAGUCCCAGGACUGGCUCCCUGAGGAGUACCUCCCACCGCCACCAUUCGCCCCUGGAUACUGCUAG